Molecule: messenger RNA, 2131 nt
Organism: Mus pahari (shrew mouse)
Lineage: Eukaryota; Metazoa; Chordata; Mammalia; Rodentia; Muridae
Gene: Pstpip2
Product: proline-serine-threonine phosphatase interacting protein 2
Exons: 16
Coding region: 267-1271 (334 amino acids)
Biological process (GO): actin filament polymerization
Cellular component (GO): actin filament; plasma membrane; cytoplasm
Molecular function (GO): actin filament binding
Source: RefSeq, a predicted model, not a curated record
AGGUCGAGAGGGUUUGGUGGGAAGAGUCGAGUGGGCAACGGGAGGAAGAAGGACCGGUUCUGUCGGUCGUCCAGACGUCCCGCAGGCUGGGGCUCGGACUGGCCACCGCCCCCCGCAGAGCUGCUGGACCGGCCGCGCCCUAGGGCCAGGGCGGGUGGCCCUCUGCAGUCUGAGCUCUCGGCGCGAUCCGACCGUCCUCCCGCUGUCCUCCCGCUCUCCGCCGAUCUCAGCCGCCCUCCGUCCUCCGCUCCCAGCCCAGCGCCGGCAUGACGGGCUCACUGUUCAAGGGGAACUUCUGGAGCACGGACAUUCUCAGCACCAUCGGCUACGACAGCAUUAUCCAACAUCUGAACAAUGGCCGUAAGAACUGCAAGGAGUUUGAAGAGUUUUUGAAAGAAAGGGCAUCAAUUGAAGAGAAGUACGGCAAAGACCUGCUGAACCUCUCCAGGAAGAAGCCAUGUGGACAGUCUGAGAUCAAUACCUUGAAGAGAGCCCUUGAGGUCUUCAAGCAGCAAGUAGACAACGUGGCCCAGUGUCACAUUCAGCUUGCACAGACUCUAAGAGAAGAGGCCAGGAAGAUGGAAGAAUUCAGGGAAAAGCAGAAACUGCAGCGGAAAAAGACAGAAACAAUAAUGGAUGCUGCCCACAAGCAAAGGAACGCACAGUUCAAGAAAGCCAUGGAUGCCAAGAAGAAUUAUGAGCAGAAGUGCCGGGACAAGGAUGAGGCGGAGCAGGCUGUCCACCGCAGCGCCAAUGUGGCCAACCAACGGCAACAAGAAAAGCUUUUUGUGAAACUGGCCACUUCAAAGACUGCAGUAGAGGAUUCAGACAAAGCGUACAUGCUGCACAUCAACAUGCUGGAGAAGGUUCGAGAAGACUGGCAGAGUGAACACAUUAAGGCCUGUGAGGUGUUCGAGGCUCAGGAAUGUGAACGGAUCAACUUCUUCCGGAACGCAUUGUGGUUGCAUGUGAAUCAGCUGUCACAACAAUGUGUCGCAAAUGAUGAGAUGUAUGAACAAGUCCGUAAGAGUUUAGAAACAUGCAGCAUUGAGAAGGACAUCCAGUAUUUUGUGAACCAGCGGAAAACUGGACAGACUCCCCCAGCACCCAUCAUGUAUGAGAAUUUCUACUCUCCUCAGCGGAAUGCUGCCCCACCAGGAAAGAAUUCAGGGCCCAAUCCAGCAAGGAGAGGACCUCUCCCAGUUCCUAAGCGUAUACCAGAUGACCCUGAUUACUCUCUGGUUGAAGAUUACAGUUUGCUGUAUCAGUGACAACAGAGGUGAAAAGAAAGCUUUCCUCAGCUACUGCUUCUGUGACAAUGACAAGAGACCCAGAGAGCAGCUCAGUCCAUAACCAAAUCGCGUCGAUCAUGAAGACUUUGAUGUGAACCCUUGUUGAAAAAAAUUUUUUUGAUAUUUUAAAUUUAUAGUAUACAUUUGACUCAACCUAGUCGAGUAGAGUUCUGCAGAGUCCCCUUUCCCCCCUCAGAGAGUUUGCAUAAUGCCCCAGAAGGAAGAAUUAUUAUUUCCUGGAUAGUUACUAAGGUUAUGAGUGUUGUUUCCUGUAGGGGAAGCAUAGCCACUCUGAAUCCUAAGCAUUGGCUUGAGCAGAGCUGUGGAGGAUGGCUCCAGUCUCCAAAGAUGCUCCAUGGGCUGUGGGAAGGAGGGCCGGGGGAACGGGCACCCUCUCUCAGUGGUGCAGCGUUUAAAACUACCUUUGUUCAAGGCUAGAAGCCGUAGAAGCAUCUGACUGGACUCGUUUCACAGAUGGGAAACCAAGACCCAGCAGGGUGAGAUCAGUUUCCUUCCAGUUCUGACAGUUCUGCCAGUGAGAGGCAGAACCAGACCCAGAGCGCAGCUUCUUGGCACAGUACUGGUCUAGCCGCUUGUGUGGCCACCAUGCUCCUGCGGGCUGAAUGAGGGUGUAAAGAUUCCGUGCAAGCCUGAUGGCCUGUGUUCCAUCCCUGGAACCACAUAAAGGUGGAAGGAGACAAUCGGUUCCAUGUUGGCCUCUGGCCUCCACACACGUGCAUAGCAGUGACUGACAUGUGCGCAGGCAGACAGACUCACAGACAUACAUAGAUACACACAUACACCAUACACACAUAGAGACACACACCACAAACACACAC